AAGCAAUUCAGUUUUUUGUAGAGCAAAUUCGACACGCUCUUUGACCUCUAUACUUAAACUCCUCGCUUGGUGAGCGGAAAAACGAAACAUCGCCACCUGCUGGAGAAGACAGAUUUCGUGCCCAGUUAUCGCUCUCGCAUCGCCUCUUCCUCAUAUUGCCGUUCUUCAUGUUCAGCUGGCAUUCAUUUCCCUCGUCGUGGUUCUAACUACCCUGCUGAAAUCAUGCAUCGACUUCAACACUUGGCAAAUAGAUCAUUGAUUGCUGGUGUUUUUGACCAGUCUCCAGCCCUUGUGCGGACAAAGGCUCGGGAAACCGCAUGUUUAGUGCAGUCCAUAAGACUCAAAACACAAGGACCGGUUGAACAGUAUGGACUGAAGAGAUUCAGUACAGCUGAGGCAACCGUGAUUUUGAGAGAGAACGGCAAGAUGCGAGAAAAGACUCUGACCAUGGACACCCUCAAUCCGCAGGUGAAAGCGGUGGAGUACGCUGUGAGAGGACCCAUUGUCACGAAGGCUGGGGACAUCGAGAGAGGCUUGCAGCAGGGUCAGAAACAUCCCUUCACUGAGGUCAUCAAAGCCAACAUUGGAGAUUCACAUGCCAUGGGGCAGAAGCCAAUCACCUUUCUCCGUCAGGUGGUGGCUCUCUGCUCAUUCCCAGAGCUGUUGAACAGCCCUAGUUUCCCAGAGGAUGCCAAACAACGUGCCCGUCGCAUCCUACAGGGCUGCGGGGGACAGAGCUUGGGGUCGUACAGUGCCAGCCAGGGAGUGGACUGUAUUCGGCAGGACGUUGCUGUCUACAUCGAGCAACGGGAUAAGGGUGUGCCUGCCGACUGGGACAAUAUUUACCUUACCACCGGAGCUAGUGAUGGCAUCGUGAGCAUCUUGAAAAUGCUGGUGUCGGGCCAGGGCCGGUCCAGGAGUGGUGUGAUGAUCCCCAUCCCUCAGUACCCCCUGUACUCUGCAGCCAUCUCUGAGUUGGAGGCCGUUCAGAUCAACUACUACCUGGACGAGGACAACUGCUGGGCCCUGGAUAUCAACGAGCUCCACAGAGCCUACCAGGCUGCCAAAGAGCACUGUCACCCCAGAGUCAUCUGCAUCAUCAAUCCAGGCAACCCUACCGGUCAAGUGCAGAGUAGGAAGUGCAUCGAGGAAGUCCUCCACUUUGCCUACGAGGAGAAUCUGUUUGUUAUGUCCGAUGAGGUGUAUCAGGACAACGUGUACUCCCCAGACUGUCAGUUCCACUCCUUUAAGAAGGUGCUCUACGAGAUGGGCCCAGAGUACUUCAACACUGUCGAGCUGGCCUCAUUUCACUCCACCUCCAAAGGCUACUCAGGAGAGUGUGGGUUCAGAGGGGGAUAUAUGGAGGUUCUCAACCUCGACCUGGCGGUCAGGGCCCAGCUGGUGAAGCUGCUCUCUGUGAGGCUGUGUCCCCCUGUCUCUGGACAGGCUGCCAUGGAUGUCAUCGUCAACCCUCCUCUGCCACACGAACCCUCCUACCUCCAGUUCCACAAGGAGAAGAGCGCUGUGCUUGGAGCUCUGGCUGAGAAGGCCCAGAUGACCGAGCAGACCCUCAACACGGUGCCUGGGAUCAAAUGUAACCCUGUGCAGGGAGCCAUGUACGCCUUCCCACGCAUCUUCAUCCCCCCACGAGCUGUGGAGGAGGCCAAGUCCCUGGGAAUGUCUCCUGACAUGAUGUACUGUCUGAGACUGCUUGAGGAGACUGGCAUCUGCCUCGUUCCAGGCAGUGGCUUCGGCCAGAGGGAAGGGACCUAUCACUUCAGAAUGACCAUUCUGCCCACGACGGAGAAGCUGAAGGUGCUCCUGGAGAAGCUCCGGGAUUUCCACAUCAAGUUUCUGAAGGAGUACGCGUCAUUGGAGGAACCAAAGCGAUGAGAGUCCAGAGGAUGACACACGGGACUCACUAGAACAGUUCAGAUAGUCCCAGUUUGAGAAUGUUUAACACGCGUAACAAAAACAGCAUUUACGGAGGUAUCGACUAACGCUAAUGUAAAGUAAAAAAGUAACCCCUUUUUUACUCUACUAGUGUAACCUAUGAUUGCUUGAAGUUUUAUCUGAUUUUAGGAACAGUACUUGUGUUUUAGAGACAUUGUGCCUUUGUCAGGCGAGGUAAAAGUGUGGGGAGAAACGAUGCCGUCUGUACAGAGAUGUUAAAGGGGCAAUCUGCAGUUGCCACAAACAUUUUAGGACUUAUAAAUGAAAUUGUAAAUCGAUGUACCCAUUGAUUCUUGAAGAAUAUAACUUGGGCAUGCCUUAUAAGCUGUCGUACCUGACCAGAACCCAAAAUAUACGCUUUGUAAAUGUAAAACACUAUAUAGCCUUAACAUGGUUAAAACUGUUAAAACCAUGUUGAUAUCAUGGAUGAUCAGUCCUUGCAUCCAAAGCUCUGGCUAUGAAUUGGGUUACAAUUCUCCAAUCCCAUCCCUCAGAUUUUUAUUGAAACUGGCAGCGAGGAUGUUUUAUUGCAACUACUGCUGAUUGCCCCUUCAACACUAAAGCAAUGUAGUUUGUGAUGUACUCAAAGGUGCUCUAUUAUAGAGGACGCACUGGGAAAUGGGACACAAUGUUCUGAUGACAUUUUCUCUAGCACUCGAUUUACUUGUUUUUGUGCCCACGAAGUUAUUUACACUGUUUUGUAUUUUCUAUCCGUCGUAAGGCUUUUCUGUCUCCUUAAGAGGCAUUUUGUGUGAGAGAUCUACACAAUGGGGCACUGUAAGUGCAAAUAUUAUCUUAGAACCAGCUGUACCUUUUUCAGUGUGCCAAAUGGAACUGGGGAACAGAGGUUGUUUAUGUAGGUCAUGGACUCCGGGACAAUGAGUGCUGCUACAUCAGCUCUUUCUGGUCCAAAAACCAUUUCUAACAUAACAUCCUAUUAGUCCAAGUCAUACAGCAUUGAGCCUGCAUAGCUUCCUGUUGGGCACAUGUUUACCCAUACAGUACCUGUCUAGCAUGACACUGAUCUGAGGUGUCUGUUGCACUUGGAAAGUUUUUUUUUUUGGAGGGUGAAUGUCUACUCGGGUGCCUAGUUACAGUAUUAUGUGCUUGUUAUGGAAGGAAAUGCAAUUGUUUUGUGUGCUACUAAUUGAAGAGUUAAGGUCAAACCAAGGGAAAUGUAGGUUCUGGUAAUUCUGUAUAUUGACCGUGUCCCCAUAUUAGGCUAUUUAUUGCAUAGAUUGUUUACGCUUUUUACUGACAGUGGCUUUAUGGCUAUCAGUCACAUUUGUAUCACAACUGAGAACGAGAAAGGGAGUACGGUUACAUCUCAGAUGGUGGGUUGAAUGCACUUUUAUUAUUUUUGUUUGUAAAAUGUUUGUGGGAUCCUUCUGCCCGUAUCUAUCUUUCUGCAAACUGCAGGAAAUGUCAUUGAGAAGUAAAACACUUUACAAUUUCCUUUUUUAGGUGGGAGAAGAGCGUUGUGACCCACACAAGGCAGUCUAAAAGCUUCAGUUAAACCAAUGAAUUCAGGCAACUUUAUUCUGACACCAUAUCAUCUCAUUUCUAUUUUUGUAUGCAAUUUAAUGCUGAGUGAAGUGUUCAAGCAGUGACAUAACCUUGGCAGCCAUUCAAUGUAUGACACUUGACUGACCUCAAAACAUGAAUUGUUUUUAACCAUUUGACAGCAAUGAGGUGCCUUCAAUGGCAACAAGCUAUAAUUUACAUUGAGUGGCUUUUGAGAAUGUCAGCAAAUGAAUAUUUUUUUAUGAAUGAAAUGUUUUAAAAAUGCACAUUUUCUGACAAAUGUUUGUUUUCAUCAUUCUUCAUGAGCUGAAAGUUAACUGGAAAAGGUUUUGGUUUCAACAUCAAUGUGCUUAUAAAUAUCAACAUACAGUUGAAGUCGGAAGUUUACAUACCUUAGCCAAACUCAUUUAAUCCUAGUAAAAUUACCUGUCUUAGGUCAGUUAGGAUCAUCACUUUAUUGUCAGAGUAAUAGUUAUUUCUUUCAUCACAUUCCUAGUGGGUCAGAAGUUUACAUACACUCAAUUAGUAUUUGGUAGCAUUGCCUUUUAAAUUUUGGCCCAUUCCUCCCGACAGCUAGUCAGGUUUGUAGGCCUCCUUGUACACACUUUUUCAGUUGUGCCCACACAUUUUCUAUAGGAUUGAGGUCGGGGCUUUGUGAUGGCCACUCCAAUACCUUGACUUUGUUGUCCUUAAGCCAUUUUGCCACAACUUUGGAAGUAUGCUUGGGGUCAUUGUCCAUUUGGAAGACCCAUUUGCGACCAAGCAUUUAACUUCCUCACUGAUGUCUUGAGAUGUUGCUUCAAUAUAUCCACAUAAUCUUCCCUCAUGAUGCCAUCUAUUUUGUGAAGUGUACCAGUCGCUCCUGCAGCAAAGCACCCCCACAACAUGAUGCCAACCCCCGUGCUUCUCAGUUGGGAUGGUGUUCUUCGGCUUGCAAGCAUCCCCCUUUUUCCUCCAAACAUAACGAUGGUCAUUAUGGCCAAACAGUUCUAUUUUUGUUUCAUCAGACCAUAGGACAUUUCUCCAAAAAGUACGAUCUUUGUCCCCGUGUGCAGUUGCAAACCGUAGUCUGGCUUUUAUAUGGCGGUUUUGGAGCAGUGUUUUCUUCCUUGCUGAGCAGCCUUUAAGGUUAUGUCAAUAUAGGACUCGUUUUACUGUGGAUAUAGAUACCUUUGUACAUGUUUCUUCCAGCAUCUUCACAAGGUCCUUUGCUGUUCUGGGAUUGAUUUGCACUUUUCGCACCAAAGUACAUUCAUCUCUAGGAGACAGAACGUGUCUCCUUCCGGAGCGGUAUGACAGCUGCGUGGUCCCAUGGUGUUUAUACUUGUGUACUAUUGUUUGUACAGAUGAACGUGGUACCUUCAGGCAUUUGGAAAUUGCUCACAAGGAUGAACCAGACUUGUGGAGGUCUACAACUUUUGUCAAGCAAAGAGGCACUAAGUUUGAAGGUAGGCCUUGAAAUACAUCCACAGGUACACCUCCAAUUUACUCAAAUGAGGUCAAUUAGCCUAUCAGAAGCUCCUAAAGCCAUGACAUAGUUUUCUGGAAUUUUCCAAGCUGUUUAAUGACACAAUCAACUUAGUGUAUGUAUUUUCUGACCCACUGGAAUUGUGAUACAGUGAAAUAAUCUGUAAACAAUUGUUGGAAAAAUUACUUGUCAUGCAUGACUUGCCAAACCUAUAGUUUGUUAACAAGAAAUGUGUGGAGUGGUUGAAAAACGAGUUUUAAUGACUCCAACCUAAGUGUAUGUAAACUUCCGACUUCAACUGUAAUUUCUAACUGAAAUAAGACUGUUAACCCGUUUUUUCUUGUUUUGGAUAUGCAUAAUUUUUUCCCUAAUUCCAGAUUUGCAUUUCUUAUUUUUAUUUCUGUUUUGUACAAUAAAUACUUUUGAGAUCCA
This is a messenger RNA of Salvelinus fontinalis (brook trout), 5377 nucleotides long. Its product is annotated as alanine aminotransferase 2-like. Bases 223 to 1893 code for a protein of 556 amino acids. The record is from RefSeq and is a predicted model, not a curated record. Gene Ontology annotation, molecular function: pyridoxal phosphate binding; L-alanine:2-oxoglutarate transaminase activity. The transcript has 11 exons. NCBI's taxonomy places the organism in Eukaryota, Metazoa, Chordata, Actinopteri, Salmoniformes, Salmonidae. Gene Ontology annotation, biological process: biosynthetic process.